AUACACAUUUGCACACAAAUACAUCGACAAUACCGAAAAACUGUCGCUGAUUUUAUUGUUGUAUUUUCCAGUUCAGUUCAAUAGAAAAUUUCGGACAUGGUCGUUUUCAGCCUGUGUCUAUCUGUUCAUACGUAGUUGAAAUUAGCAGAAAAUAUAUAGACAGUGAGUGAAUUAGUGUGUUAGCUAAGAAGUGAGGAACAAUAAAGAAUAUCUCUUUUUUUGUGUGAAGAAAACUGCGACAACCAUUCAAAUUUGCGAUUAUAGAUUUUAUUUUAUUUUUGUGUAGUAUUUGAUUCUUUCAACGAAUUUUGAGUCAGAAAAGACACGAUAAAAAUAUAAAAUUGAAAAACCAAAAAAAAAACGCACAAAGAAUUCGUACAGUGUGUGAAGUGUCUGUGUGUAUAAAACAAAAUUGUAAGCGAGUAUCAAAAAUAAAGGGAGCGCAGAGGCACAAGAAAAAAAACACUACGAAAUGGCGUCAAUGGGGAUAUGCCAAAAAUGAUAUUGGGUCGUGUUUAAAGAGCCCAAAGUGGCCAAAUCUACGCAUUUUGCACACGAAAAGUCAUAAAUUCCGUUUUGUUGAAAAAGAGCAAACCAAGUGCAUUGAAUUCUAAAGACGGCCUUGCUCUGUUCGCACUGUGAAACACCAUCAGCGAAAAAUUCAAUUCCAUCUGAUUGAUUGACUUGAGUGUGUACAGGUGAAGACAGGCGAAAGUUCGCUUCUGUCAAAUGGUUUCUGGCGAGUUUGUUCAUCAAACACGCAAUCACAAUAGACAAUUUAACAACGCUUCAUAUUUUAUAACAAUCGAAUUAACAACAUAGCCAAUUGAAUGUGGAGCUGAGCAGUGUGCUCCAAUAGUAGGGCUCGCAUUUCGAUAGUUAGAUAGGAUAGUGGAUUUAUAAUCUUAUUGGAUUUCGUAUUAUUUUCAAUCGAGAUAAAACAAAAAUUUUGAAGAAAAAAAAAACAAACAAACGAAGCCAAGUGAUUAAAAAAAACAAAACUCAUCCAUCGACGUUAUCAGAAGAGACAAACACAUUUGAACGCCCCAUACGACACAAGUGUACGGGCCCCAAUUAGCGAACAGUCAAUAUAGUGUGUUGUCGUUUUGAUCACAGCCCAAGUCGUUGUGCACUUUUCUCAAUGUCGUCGGUUAAGCGAUCAACUUUGGUUUCAUCAGAACACGGACAAUUGAAAGCUCCUGACAAAUGGGAAACAUUGUCAAAAACAACCAAUGCAUUGGCCGCAAACACAUCGGAUCCUAUAUGCGACACAAUGUCAUCAUCGACAGCCGCAAAAACUCAAAUGCAACAGCAAUCACGAGAUGCACCGAAAUCAGGCACUUCUACACAGCAAGUCGCAAAGAAUCUUGAUUUGGAUGAUAAUUUGAAUUUGGAUGAUAAUGAAUUAAAGAACCUACUGGAUGAAGCGUUUACAUACAAAGGACCAAAAGAUAAAGAAAAUAAAAGUGAAUUAUUUAAGGAGCUCCUACAUAACGCUGAACUCGAAGAUCAACAGAAAGACACAUUUUACUCGUCACAUCAUUUUCGUGGGAACAGUCGGCGUCCGCAUACUAGUGGCUCGCUGCAAGAUCUAGUCAAUGAACAAUUAUUAGAUUCGGAUUAUAUGCUGGGACCGCAAUCGCGUCGCCAUCAGCAAAACUCACGAUACACCAAAAAUUCAUCAUCAGUUUCGUCACGACAACGUGAAGGUGGCAGCUUACCAAACAAUGUAAAUUCAUCGAGCUACUAUCCAGUAUCGUCGUUUUCACUCUCCAAAUAUCAUAAAGCAAAUGCAAAGAGUAACACAAAGACUAAGUUGGAAGCACAUGAUUAUGAACGCAGCGCGACAAAUCAUCAUCGAACUGGCGAAAAAGUGAGCUAUUGCGACGAAAUACAAAAAUCGGUUGCAUCAACAUCUGCGUCUGUAAUUAAUGCAAACGAUAAAAAACAUACCAUAAUCAAUAUAGAAGAUCCGGAAGAAGCCAGACAUUUGUUGGCACAUGAUUCUUUGGCUCAGGACACAUCUGAAAAACAUAGGGAUGAAGGUACCGAACUAGUGCAGUUGAAGAAGCAUCGUCUUGCAACAAUGAACUAUUUAACGACUGUUAAAGACCACGGCGAAGCAGCACGGCAAAAUUGCCACGUUGACGCACCGAUCCAUUUCUUGAAAUAUUCGUCUCCAACGAUCAGCACAAAAAGUCCAAUUGAUCCAAAAUAUGUGCCCAAUAGACACGUCCAUUUAACUCCACCACAGGUGGCCCCAAAUAAGCUUGAUGAAAAUGGCAAUGCCAUCUUACCAAAACCAACCACAAUUCCACUGACAACCAAUCCUUCAAAGCCUCCGAAAACGAAGCGCAGCAACAAAGCGGAUCGUAAUACAACGACUUGGACAGUGCCACAGGAUAGCGAUUACAAUAUCGAUUCGAUUGUGGCUUUUAUCGAAAAUAAGGAAAUAUCAAAAAAGACCAAUAUCAUCAAUGUGAACAAGAAUAACCUCAGCGCAACGGAACGUAAUCGAAAAGAGAAGAAAAACUUGGGCAACAAUAAGAAAGAGAUGAACCGACUGAAAAAGAGCACAUCCAUGGAAGAGCUAAAAAGUAGUAGUAAGAUUGAAGAGGAGAUUGCUCAAUCCGAACGUGCCCAGGUUUCAUUGCGACAGAAGCAAAUGCAAAAUGCACAAAAGCGUAGCACGACAUCGGACAAUUCAAAGCCGCCGCCGCCACAGCAGAACAACAACAACAACAACAAACGCGGUGAACGUCGUUCAUGGGGCACAGAAGAGCUCAACGACUUUGAAGCGACCGAGGAUCGGGACGCCAAGAAACACAAAGAAAACAAACCAAAUACGAAAAAUAACAAAAAAUCGGAGCAACUUACAUUGACCAAUGCAUCUAUUGAGUCGAUACCAACGAAUGUUGAGGCGGCCGAAUUUCACGUGGUCACCAAAAAGAAGAAGACGAAAAAGCGACAGAUUUUAGAAGAGGCUAAAGCAAAGCAACAACAAAUGAGCCAACGCGAUCCGGCCCAAUCGCACGGCCGCAAUUCGAAUAGCAAUACAAUGAGUGGCGGCAAUAAAUAUCAGCCUAGCAGUACCUAUACCAACGAUCGUGACAUUUAUGUUAACUCAUUGAUGACCAAGGAAAAUCGUCGCAAAUCCACAUCAUCAGUGCCACCAUCCGAUAAAUCCGAUUCCAGUGAUCUUGACUCAGUGCAUUCGUUACCAAUCGAAUCGACCGUCACCUGCACAUCAUCAUCAAUCAUAUCGUACGCGGAAAUGGCUCGCAAAGCAAAUCAACCGCCCGAAAAAUUGUCGAAUGUUAAUGCAUGGCCAUCGGUUUCACAAAACGGCAAAAAUAGCGAAUCGCCGGAAAAUUCAAACAUUAGCACAAGUAGUAGUACGGUCAGUUCAAGAAGUCAUGCGUCCAACAAAUCGUACGACACAAUCAAGACAUCAUCGCCGAGUGAGGAGAAGUCUUCUUCAAAUUUGGAUGAUUCACGCAUGAUGGAAACACCGAAGCUCGGCGAGUACGUGAAGAAUCAGUUGCAAAAAUCGAAAAGUUGUGACAGCGAAAAGUAUACGACAACGAUGAGCAUGGAUCAAUUCCCUGGCUUGGAAAAGACAGUCAAGCCGCAGAAAUCGCACCCGAACUUUGCAUCAGUUUUGACAUCGCCUCCACCGCUGCCGACAUCAACACUAUCUACGCCGGCAGCAGUACCAGUACCAACUGCGGCACCAGUUUUUCCAGCAGUAGCAGCAACAACAACCACAACAGCCAAUGAAAAACCAGUCAAGGGGCCUACAGCAAAGAAAUCACCAACACCAACUGAAGCCAAUGUAAUUCAGAAGGAAAAUGCAAUCAAGGCGCAAAAGCACGUCGAGGAAAAGGUCGACAACAAAAUUAUAGUUGAUGCGAAUUGCUCGAAAUUGCAAUUCGUCCAAAAUAGUGCAAAAGCUGAAGAGAUCGCCAACAGCGAUUCAUGCAAUCUAUUUGCUCCGAUCAAUAUGAAGAAGGCCAAGAAAUCACAGCCGAAUGUAAUCACAGCACAGCGCACGGCACGUCAAACUGCUGUCAUUUUCAGUGAUCGUGAAACGAACCAUGAAAAUGUGAGCCCUUUGCUGUUUGGUGACUUCAACGAUGACAUUUUGCAGCUCAUGAAGCAGGAAGAAAAUCAUGUGGGUAGCGACACUCCAAAUGGUCCAAUUUCGAUUACCGACUCGUCCGCCAGCAAUUGUACCAACGCAUUCGAAAGUGCCGUAAAUCAUGCAAUAUACGAUUGCAAUCAAUCAAAACCAAAUAUUCUUACACCGAUGAUGUCUUCACAAUCCGAUCCAGGAUACGCUUCCGCACAUCGCACCACUGUUCCGACUGAAUCUCAUGAGGUGGUUGAUAAUCAUCAAAUUCAUACAGAAAAUCACGUCGUUGGAAAUAGCACAAUCACGGAGCUAUCGAUUAGAAAGAGCAACGUAACAAAGAAAACCACUUUAAAUAAAAUCAAUGUCAAUAAUAAUAAAAUCAGUGAUGUAGUUAGCAACCAAUCAUUAAAUAAUAACAAUAAUACGAUAAACAAUAAUGUUAGUUUAGGCGAUGCGACAGCCAAAGUUGUCAGUGUUUCGCAAUCGAUUAGUGAUUCAGAUAGUUUGAAUAACAAUAUAAAUAUAGAAUUGAACGAUAAAAAUCGAAAUCAUGGUACUGAUGGUGAUGUUAUGAAGGCGCAACAGCAGCAAAAGCUACAACAACAACAACAACAACAACAGCAGCAGCCGCAGCACCACCAUAAUGAUGCCGGCAUCACAAAACCAUUCAACGCCCAAAACAAUGUACAUAACACAGUUUCAAAAACUGGCAACCAGUCAGCUUCAAACUAUCAACAACAGAAAGUUAUCAUUACCCACGAUAGCAUUAAUAAAUCCAUAGAUAAUAUUAGUAAUGGAUCGAAAAUGAUACCGAUGUUAAACAAAUUGUCUGCAACGGAGAAUGAGGUCGUUCCCGUUAACUCUCAUCCUGCCAAUGUUCCUCAAAAAAGCGCCAGCUUCGCUGAAACUCGAGUGCCGUUCGUCACUCACAAUCACAACGACAUCGUUCAUUUCGUCGGCUCAGCUUGGGAGGAAGUGAAGUAUGGCCGUGCUCACUAUUUCAGCGGACAAUAAUAUCGAAUUUAGUGAAUUAUCAAAUUCACAACUACGCAUCGUAGCGUAAAUGAGAACACAUCCUACAUACCAAGUCGACGAAAACAUUAAAGCAAAACAUAGAAUAUUUAGAAAGUGCAGAUAAACUAUCAAAAUCCGCUUUUUACAGUUCUUGCCACCCGAUCUAGUUAGUUGCAAUAUAUAACUGUGGCAAUUCGGAUAUCAUCAUUGCAUUUGUGUGUGCAUCUAAAGAAGGUUCCUCGAUAAAUUACAGAGUUGCCAGACACAUCUGCCAAUAUCGAUUACCAAUCAUUGGGCUUAUAAAUAAAUUCUAUAUUUAAACUUUUCUCCCGGAAAAUUAAAACUUAAUUCAUUGAAACCGCGGCGGGCAAACACAAAUUAAAUAAAAAAUCUAAAGAGAGUUUUUUUUUAAAUUUGGAUAAAACAAUCCGUUUCGUCUCGUAUGAAUAAGAAGUGUGGAGAAAUGAUAUCUAAAGCCAAAAAAAAAAUAAACCGCUAAAAAGACGAAAUUUUGAAAAUUUCAGUUUUUUUUUACAAAGUGAUUGUGCACUUAUAAAAAAAAUGCAAACAGUCAUUACUAGAAAACACUCAACCUUCACAUCCAAUUAGAUUUUUUUUUUAUUUUUAACAUUUUCAGUUGAUUUAUCUGUUCUCAUUUUAAUUAUGUUCAUUUAAUACAGAAGAAAUGAUAUAAAAACUGUUGUUAUUGCUUCAUAAAGAGAAUAUAAGUUGAAUGAAACUGCA
This is a messenger RNA of Sitodiplosis mosellana (orange wheat blossom midge), 5893 nucleotides long. Its product is annotated as probable serine/threonine-protein kinase DDB_G0282963. The transcript has 10 exons. The record is from RefSeq and is a predicted model, not a curated record. Bases 1142 to 5149 code for a protein of 1335 amino acids. NCBI's taxonomy places the organism in Eukaryota, Metazoa, Arthropoda, Insecta, Diptera, Cecidomyiidae.